AUGGCUAUCUUUCUCAGUAAGAGACUGUUGAGGUACACCUUUUUUGCCGGUGUAGCCCUCAUUUUGCUGCUAACGUUGAACUCCAAUAGUAGUACCCAACAAUACGUCGCUUCAUACUUACCAUCUGCGUUUGAUUUAUCCUCACAUGACUCCUCCUCUGUUGAAGAACAGUUGCUUAGUGAAAAAAGUGAUGCUGAGAAACUAAAAGAACAUGCUUUGAACCCAGAAGUAGAUACCACAGCCACGAUGGAUGAGGAAUCCAAGGCUCUCAAAGCUUCUGCCGAAGAGGCUGAUGCUCCAUUAGACACGAAAAAGGAUAGUAAGGGCAAGGUAGACGGAACUACAUCCACAGGCUUGGAAAAGACCACUAUGGAUUAUAUCACCCCGUCCUUUGCUAAAAAAGGUACCAAACCAAAAGCUUGCUACGUUACUUUAGUAAGAAACUCAGAACUAUAUGAUCUGUUAAGCUCCAUUAAGUACGUGGAAGAUAAAAUCAACAAGAAUUUCCCUUACCCUUGGGUUUUCUUAAAUGACGAACCAUUCACCGAAGAGUUCAAGGAAGCAAUCACUAAAGCUGUCUCAUCCGAAGUUAAAUUCGGUAUCUUGCCCAAGGAACACUGGUCGUAUCCAGAAUGGAUCAACGAGACAAAGGCUGCUGAAGUCCGUAAAGAAGCAGCCAACCAGUAUAUCUAUGGUGAUUCAGAAUCUUAUAGACACAUGUGUCGUUAUCAAUCCGGUUUCUUCUGGAGACAUCCAUUAUUGGAUGAAUAUGAUUGGUACUGGCGUGUGGAACCAAACAUCAAGCUACACUGUAAUAUCAACUAUGACGUUUUUCAAUGGAUGCAAGAUAAUGAAAAAGUUUAUGGUUUCACCGUCUCCAUCCAUGAAUAUCCGGCCACUAUUCCUUCCUUAUGGGAAACUUCGAUGAAUUUCAUAAAAGAGAAUCCUCAGUACGUUGACAAGAACAAUUUGAUGAAAUUUAUUUCCGAAGAUAAGGGUAAAUCAUAUAACAUGUGCCAUUUCUGGUCAAAUUUCGAAGUUGCAAACUUGAAUUUCUGGAGAUCUCCAGCAUACAUGGAAUACUUUGAUGCUUUAGAUCAUCAAGGUGGGUUCUUUUACGAAAGGUGGGGUGAUGCUCCUGUUCAUUCCAUUGCUGCUUCUUUGUUUUUACCAAAGGAUAAAAUUCACUAUUUUUCAGACAUUGGUUACUAUCACGGGCCUUAUAAUAACUGUCCGUUGGAUAAAGAUGUAUUUGAAAACAACAAUUGUGAAUGUGACCAAGGAAAUGACUUUACUUUCCAAGGUUACUCUUGCGGUAAAGAAUAUUAUGACGCUCAAGGUUUGGUAAAGCCACAGAACUGGAAAAGCUUCCGUGAUUAG
This is a messenger RNA of Saccharomyces eubayanus, 1380 nucleotides long. RefSeq names its product alpha-1,2-mannosyltransferase KRE2 (gene KRE2). Gene Ontology annotation, molecular function: alpha-1,2-mannosyltransferase activity. The transcript has a single exon. Bases 1 to 1380 code for a protein of 459 amino acids. The record is from RefSeq and is a predicted model, not a curated record. Lineage: Eukaryota; Fungi; Ascomycota; Saccharomycetes; Saccharomycetales; Saccharomycetaceae. Gene Ontology annotation, cellular component: Golgi apparatus; membrane. Gene Ontology annotation, biological process: cell wall mannoprotein biosynthetic process; protein N-linked glycosylation; protein O-linked glycosylation.